GUUUCUUCAGAAAUUCGCCGGAUUCGACCGGAAUCCGCGUAAAAUCCAUCCACCGUCGUCCUCCUCCUCGUCCUCGGAUUUCAAUUACAUGAAUCGCAGACGAUGCGUUGUUGUUGUUGUUGUUGUUGUUGUUGGUGUUGCUAUUCUCUGAGAGAUCGGAUUUUGUCGUGGCUUCGCGAUUACGAUCGCCUCCAAUCCCUCGCCGUCGUCCUCCUUUAUAUUCAAAUUGCCUGUGCAUCGAUUGGAUCGCUGGGGGCAUCGUACAACGGAGUGCUGUUCAUCAAUUUGGCUAUAGCCUUGUUCGCACUCGUCGCCAUCGAGAAUAGCAGUCAGAGCUUAGGCCGGACUUAUGCCGUUUUGCUCUUCUUCUCCCUUUUCCUCGAUAUCACCUGGUUCAUCCUCUUCUCUUACGAAAUUUGGAACAUUCCCUCGGAUUUUGGAGUGCGUUUUAUCUUUUCUGUCAAGCUGGCUCUGGCCAUGCAAAUUGUUGGAUUUUCAGUGAGGCUAUCAUCCUCGUUCCUAUGGGUUCAGAUUUACAGGUUGGGGACCGGAUAUGGGGACAACAAUUGUCCUCGAGAUGCUGAUUUUGAUUUGAGAAAUAGUUUCCUCAGUCCUACAACUUCUUCCACAGCUAGACAGAGCUCUGGGAAUGAUGAGGCUUUGGGAGGGGCCAUAUAUGACCCUGCUUAUUACUCAUCUUUUUCUGAAGAAGGACAAGAGACUAAAAUUUCCUUUUUGGGUCAUCAUAAUGAUGCUAUUGGAAACAGUGGAUCUAGUUCUGGUGCUGAUGCUUCCCAAUUGAAGUCAUUAGCUGGCAGGUUACAGGCUAUUGAUCAGCAGAAUGAAACGAAAUUGCUUGAGAAUGUUUGAAUCUGGGCAUGAAAUCCGAGACAUCCAGCUUAGUAUCCACCCCUGAUACAUUUUGUUUUGAUUUUCUUUCUUUGAUGAGGCCAUAACCAGCGUAUCAAUAGGAAUGGAAUCUGUACAGUUUCAACUUUUUAGCCAUUUUUUCCCUGAGAUUUAGAUGCAAAUAUUGAAGUUUGAAGACCCGGUUGUUCAUUCAGCUUAUUGGAUGAGGAAUAGAUUAAUGUCAAAAGGUUUUGCAUUUGGGAAGCAUUUUUGGUAUUCACUAUUCUUUGUAGUAAGCCAAGGACACCAUCUUGACUCAAGGUUCUCUAGAUCAGAAUUUGACGCUCCUAACACACACAGAUGUUAUGCCACAGGUGAUGAUGCCUUUUCAAUUAUAUGCUUUGCAUUGCACUGCUGACUUUGGAUCUUCUAGGCCAUAGCUAGCUAUGAGCUGGGCCAUCCUGCUUUAGGAUUUUAUUUUAGCUUGAUUAUCAGAAUUGGUUGGAUAGUUACUUAGAAUGCCAAAGACUAUAUAACAUUUUUUCCAUUAGCAGUUUUCGCAGAAAGACUUGCUCAGUGUGAAUGACAAUGAAGCAGUCAAUUCAUGAAAAUUUUAUUCUAGAAAGAGUUGCUCUUUCUUUCUUUCUUUCUUUUGUUUUUUUGUUCCAUCCAGUAGAGAGGAAUUGCAUGAUAGAUAUUAAUUGGUGCAUGACCCUUUGCAU
Molecule: messenger RNA, 1571 nt
Organism: Rubroshorea leprosula
Lineage: Eukaryota; Viridiplantae; Streptophyta; Magnoliopsida; Malvales; Dipterocarpaceae
Source: the annotation of a GenBank genome assembly